Molecule: messenger RNA, 987 nt
Organism: Naegleria gruberi
Lineage: Eukaryota; Heterolobosea; Eutetramitea; Acrasida; Naegleriidae
Exons: 1
Coding region: 1-987 (328 amino acids)
Molecular function (GO): hydrolase activity
Source: RefSeq, a predicted model, not a curated record
AUGGAAUCUAGUUUAUUGCAAAAAACUACUCAUCAAAUUCAAUAUAAUAUUUCAUCAUCGGAAUUGUAUUUGAAAGAGAUGGAUUCAACAAGUGAUAUGGCACAAUAUUUAUUGAGAAUUUACACACCAAAACAACAUCGUCCAGGUGGAUAUCCAGUAUUAGUUUAUACUCAUGGUGGUGGAUGGGUUUUAAAUCAUAUUGACGUUUAUGAUUCAUUCUGUAGAAAAAUGUCAGAGAAGGGAUUUGUAGUUGUCAGUGUUGGAUAUAGAAAAGCUCCAGAAAAUGUUUUCCCAGCUUGUUUGAAUGAUUUAUUGAAUGCAUUGACUUGGGUUGGAAAGAAUUUGAGGGAUGAAAAGUAUAAUGCCAAUCUUAAUCAACUCACUGUUUCUGGUGACUCUGCUGGUGGUCAUAUUACUUCACAUGCCCUUGUUAGGUUAUUGAUGGCAGAUCAGGAAAUUGUCAAGAAGGAACAAAUUCCAAAAAUUCAUCAACAAGCUCUCUUCUAUCCAGCUCUUCACUAUUAUCCUGCUAAUAGAACCAAGUUUGAAUCUUACAAAUUAUUUGGAGAUUUUGGAUUUGUUUUGGAUAGUCCAGUUCUUGAGAAGUUUUGGAGAUAUCUUCUUGGAACCCAAGUUUCAGAUGAAGAAGCUGCUGCCAAUCCAUACUUUUCAGUUAUGAGUGCAUUGGAUACUCGUGAUCCUGAUGCUAGAGCUAAGGUUUACUCAAAGCUUCCUGGAGGUUUCGUCAUUACUGCUGAAUAUGACAUUUUGAGAGAUGAAGCUGCUGAAUUUGCUCGUGUUGUUACUGAAGCUUCUAAUGGUACAUCUACACUCAAACAUUUCAGAACUCCAAAGGUUGUCCACGGUUUUGCUCAAUUCCCAAGUGAUGACAUGGCCAACAAUUUUGCUGCCCUUAUCAAAUCAUUCUUUGUUUCUUCAACUCCAUCCACAACAACUGAACAACAAACAACUACCCAACAAUCAUAA